AUGACAAAUAUUUCUGAAAAACAUAACGUAAAUUCUAAUAAAAAUCAUAAAUCACAUGAUUUUAUUAAAGCAGAAAUUGCGAUCAGAGCAGUUAUUCUUGGGUUUGUUAUGGGAUCGUCUUUUCUCAGUUCAUUUCAUGUUAAUUUUUCACAAUUAACGAUAUAUUUUGUUUUUUUAUCAUUAUUUCAUUUCUUAGAAUUUUGGAUUACAGCACUUUAUAAUCCUUUAAACGCGUCAAUUUCAUCAUUUUUAUUUUCUAAUGGAUACCAAUAUAUUCUUGCACACUGUUUUACAAUAUUAGAAUAUCUAUUAGAAUACCUAUUUUUUCCUCAAAUAAAAAUGUAUAAAUUUAUAAGCUAUAUAGGAUUUGUUAUAGCCUGUUUUGGACAAAUUUGUCGCACAUUAUCUAUGAUUCAUGCUACUCAAAAUUUUUCGCAUAAGAUAUCACUAAAAAAAGUCAAAGAACAUGUUCUUGUUACAAACGGUAUAUACAGAUGGAUUCGCCAUCCAUCUUAUUUUGGAUUUUUUUUUUGGGCAAUAGGAUCUCAAAUUAUGCUUCUAAAUCCAUUAUCUUCUAUUGCAUAUACAGUUAUCCUAUGGAUACCUAAAAAACAUAAUUUUAAUUAA
Pneumocystis jirovecii RU7 is the source of this 627-nucleotide messenger RNA. RefSeq names its product protein-S-isoprenylcysteine carboxyl O-methyltransferase. Gene Ontology annotation, cellular component: endoplasmic reticulum; membrane. Bases 1 to 627 code for a protein of 208 amino acids. The record is from RefSeq and is a predicted model, not a curated record. The transcript is spliced from 5 exons. Gene Ontology annotation, biological process: C-terminal protein methylation. Gene Ontology annotation, molecular function: protein C-terminal S-isoprenylcysteine carboxyl O-methyltransferase activity. NCBI's taxonomy places the organism in Eukaryota, Fungi, Ascomycota, Pneumocystomycetes, Pneumocystales, Pneumocystaceae.